AUGCCAGGGGAAAUACAUCGUAAUAGCCCCGCGUUGGAUGAAAUCUUUUUGGAGACCAGACCUCAUGAACAGAGCCCUCAGCAGGCCGAUCAUGAUACAGAACCUUCAGGAAUCCCUUGUGGACCUGACGACAGGCCGGACGCUCCCGCAGGUCGACGACCUUGUCCUGGAAGCAUGGUUGAUUGGAGGUGGGACACCAUUCUCGACAACUGGACUCCUGAAGAAGCAUCUUUAUUGAUGAAUAGUUGGCGUGAUGGUUCUUCAAACACUGAGAACUCGGAAACCGAGUUCGCUGCUAUCGAUGUCAGUGCCCAAAGCAGGAAACGAAAACGUAACAUGUCAAAAUGGAAGCAAAAUGCUGCUAAGAUAGCUAAAAACACAGGAAAAGCUUAUACUUCUUGUUCUAAAACAAAAAGGGAAAUGCCAGCUCGUCGUGUGAAACCAGCGUGUCCUCAAAAGUGCAGACUGAAAUGCGCUGAAAAAAUUAAUGAACAACAGAGAACAGAGAUACAUCAAAGGUUCUGGACACAAGGUAACAUAAACAUUCAACGUUCGUAUAUUCGCUCCUGUAUGGUACCAGUCACUGCAAAAUAUAGAUACACAAAUGCAGAGAAACCCAGAGGCUGUAAUUCUGCGUUUUAUUUUACGGUUGACAAUAACAAAUUGCGUGUAUGUAAAACAUUUUUUAUUAAUACGUUAGAUAUUACUGACCGCAUGAUUCGGACGGUCAAAGAUAAAACCGAUGAGCAUGGUUUUGUGGAAGAUGACCGUCGUGGUAAACAUCGAAACCACAAAACUACGAGCAGCGAUUUAAUUCAGGAUAUGAUAGAUCACAUAAACUCAAUACCUCGAAUUGAAUCCCAUUACUUGAGAAUGCAAACUUCUCGCGAGUACAUCGAUGGAUCCAGAACUAUAGCCGAUAUCUACAGGGAUUUUCAAAAAAAAAACAAACAGAACAGAAUAAGCCGUGAUAACAAACACUUCUCACCCUACCUGGACAAGGCGAGGAAUGCACAAUGA
Messenger RNA from Pectinophora gossypiella (pink bollworm), 1020 nucleotides. RefSeq lists its product as uncharacterized. The transcript is spliced from 3 exons. The record is from RefSeq and is a predicted model, not a curated record. The coding region runs from base 1 to 1020 and encodes 339 amino acids. NCBI's taxonomy places the organism in Eukaryota, Metazoa, Arthropoda, Insecta, Lepidoptera, Gelechiidae.